AUGGCAUCAGCAAAAUCUGACCCCGAAAAUCCCACAAGACAAGAGAUCGUGCGCCUCAAGCGCGAGUUGGUGAACGAUGACUUUCAAGGCCACUCGUGCGAGCAGUGCGAGCAUAUUUCGACUUUGCUCGCAAACCCUCCUUUCAAUGGUAUGACCUAUCAAUUUGAGGUGGGCCCCAUGUUCCGUCUUGACGCAACACCAGCAAAGAUAUGUGGUCUCGCCGCGUCUGGUUGCAUUUUCUGGAUCAUUAUAAGGAACAGGCUAGCGAGCAUCGCUCGUGAUGACGAGGCCCACGCGGCUCAAGGCUUGGAGAAGCAUAAAAGAAGGUGGACAGAGGAACAACACAGAAUACUCGCCGCCUCUUCGGUAGAAGAUGAGGUGGAUGCAUAUGUACACCUUGAAUCGCUCCUUGAUUGGGAAAAGGUGCAUAAAUCCCCAGGAAUUGGUUUGCAUGGCAUACCAAUAGGUCAUGUUGGGGUUAUUGUUCAAACUAAUGCAGGCUUUCCAAAACCAGACCGAGUCGUAGUGAGGGUGUUGGUACCUCAAAGAUCAAUUGAUACGGAUCGGGAAGGCCUAGAGCUCGAAUGGGAUGAAACCAGUGCUGACUUUUGGAUGUUAUCACCUCCAAACUAUGGAGAGAUGUCUUGGAUGCGCCCACGGCAUGCACCGAUCAACUUGAAUCCAGGCAGUUCUACCUCGAUGGAACUAUAUCGCCAUUGGUUGAAAUGGUGCGAAUUUGACCAUACAUGUGGGAUCAGAGAUCCACCAGAGUCGAUGCCAUCCUUGAUCCUCGAUGUAGCCGAAAGCGGUGGGGUCAAAUUAAUUCAAGUCCCUGCGACCAUGAAAGAGCCAUACGUCGCUUUAUCAUAUUGCUGGGGCUUUGACAGGCAGAAAACCAUGCUAACACAGAUUAACCGAUCCAAUCUUCUUGCAGGCAUCGACCUGGAGGCACUGGAUCUUACCAUUAGUGAUAGUAUCAUGGUCACGCGGGAGCUUGGAUUUCGCUAUCUCUGGAUCGACGCCCUCUGCAUUGUGCAAGAUGAUGAGGAGUUCAAGGCUCGGGAACUGGAGAAGAUGGGCGAUAUAUAUCAGAACGCAGCAUUGACAAUUAUAGCAUCGGGGGCCAAAGAUGUAACGGAAGGUUUUCUCCAUCGACGCACUUCAAAUCUGGAUCGGUUCAGUGUUUUUCCUGGAUAUCCCCAACCGAUUUUCAAGCUUCAUGAGAAGGGCGCUCAAACUCCAGUCGUGCUCGUACCAAAAAAAGAUGAUGACGAGGAACCCUGGUACCAAAGGGCAUGGACAUUGCAAGAAAUGCUCUUCUCAAAACGACGCUUACAAUUUGGGCUCCAUCAGACAACUUGGCUCUGUCAUUGUUGCCUGGGCAAAACGAAGGAAUGCGAUGGCUGGUCUGAAGACUGGCAUUUUAAACCCUCUGCGUAUAUGUGGUUCUAUCUUCCAUCGGGGACAGAAGCUGAGCUUAACGAGGAGAUGGUACUUGCGUCCUGGAUUUUUCUCAUAUGCCGAUAUUCCAGUCGCCAAUUACGCUACCGCAGAGAUCGACUGCCUGCUAUAUCUGCAAUAGCCAGAGAAGCCUCAUCCAUCUUGGGGGAUUAUAGUUGUGGUUUAUGGACAUCUCAUCUACCAAUGUGUCUAGCCUGGUUUCGAGAACCAGGCAACGUCUCUGAUUUGAAAGGAGAUCCGUCAUGGAGUUGGGCAUCUCAUGAAGGUGUAGCUGGAUGGAUCUUUGAAGUUAAUGAGGACACAAGCCCAAAUCAAGAUUUUAUGUUGCUCAGUCACAAUGUUGACCUGGUAACUCCCAGAGACCCGUUUGGCGAGGUCAGGAGGGCAGAACUUCAUGUCCGCGGGCUUCUAUUACCGACCCGGGGAGUCAUAAUAAACGAAUCUGGAAGUCAAUUGGUAAAAUUGGCAGAUCAAAUGGUCUACGUUAAUUUUGUUUUCGAUUACCGAGAUAUGCCAAGAGAGCAGCCUGGUACUCGAUAUGCGCUCAGCUUACUGGUACUUCUCCAACGGAACAAGUUGGGGAGUACUGCGGGCAUUGUAGUGCUGGAAGAAGCCGGGAAUAGGUAUUCUCGCAUUGGAUUGUUUCAAAUCGAUAAUAUACGGCCAAGCACUUCAAUCAAUGAGGAAGACGAGAGUGAUAUGGCAGAAGAUAAGAGUAUUGUGGAGGAAGGUGGGCUGGGUCAUCGGCUGCGACAGCUCGGCGGAGGGGAAAAGGCUAUUCGCGAGUUUGUAUUGAUUUGA
Pestalotiopsis fici W106-1 is the source of this 2262-nucleotide messenger RNA. RefSeq lists its product as uncharacterized. The transcript has 2 exons. Lineage: Eukaryota; Fungi; Ascomycota; Sordariomycetes; Amphisphaeriales; Sporocadaceae. Bases 1 to 2262 code for a protein of 753 amino acids. The record is from RefSeq and is a predicted model, not a curated record.